Molecule: messenger RNA, 1415 nt
Organism: Jaculus jaculus (lesser Egyptian jerboa)
Lineage: Eukaryota; Metazoa; Chordata; Mammalia; Rodentia; Dipodidae
Gene: Lrrc73
Product: leucine rich repeat containing 73
Exons: 6
Coding region: 202-1155 (317 amino acids)
Source: RefSeq, a predicted model, not a curated record
CGCCCGGUCUCACCCGGGCCCGCGUCCACCGCGCCAUCUCGGCAUCCCGCGCACCGUCCGGCUCGGGCGUCCUCACCGGCCCCGGAGCUCUUCGCCUCCACCUCCGCCCCCCUCUCUUCCAUCCGCGGCCCGGACAACCUCGGCCCAACCCUGAGCACCCCUCACCCACCCACCUCCGGCGGCGGCGCCGCCGUAGGGACGAUGCUCCCCAGCUCCAUCCAGAUUUCAGGAGAACCGCUGUCAGGCGCCGAGGUGCGGGACAUCUGCCGCGGCCUGCGCGACAACGCGGUGCGCCUGCUGUCACUGCGCGGCUGCCGCCUCUGCGACCGCGACUUCGGCCGCAUCUGCCGAGCCCUGGCCGGGGCCACGUCCCUGGCACAGCUCAACCUUAACCUAGGCGUCGUGUCCAGCCCCAGCCGCAUCAAGCAGCUAGCCGAGGCGCUACGAACCAACCGCUCUAUCCAGUCCCUCUUCCUGCAUGGGAGCCCGCUGACAGAUGCGGGGCUAGCCUUGCUGAACCCAGCCCUGGCUCUCCACCCUGCCCUCGUGGCUCUCGACUUGGGGGACUGUAUGCUGGGUGAUGAAGCCGUCAACCUCAUCUGUGGCCUCCUCCCCCCAGACGGGGCCAAGUCUGGCUUAAAGGAGCUGACACUGAGCGCCAAUCCUGGCAUCACCCCUAAAGGCUGGAGCCGCCUCGCCAUCGCAGUGGCCCACAGCUCCCAGGUCCGAGUGCUCAAUCUGGACUACAACCCACUGGGUGACCAUGUGGCAGGGAUGCUGGCCGUAGCUGUGGCCUCAAGCCGCACACUAGAGGUCCUAGACUUGGAGGGUACAGGACUCACGAACCAGUCAGCUCAGACCCUAUUGGACAUGGUAGAAAAUUACCCAACAGCUUUGCGGAGCCUGGUGUUGGCCGAGAACAGCAUUAGCCCAGAGCUGCAGCAGCAGAUCUGUGACCUCCUCUCUGAGGGGGAGGAGGAGGAAGAGGUGGCAGGAGGAGGGGCUGGUGACACCCAGAAAUGGGAGAGAGGCCGGGAGCCCGCUGUCCACCAGAGGGGUGGCAAAUCCUGGAUGUGCCCCAGUGAUCCCAGCUCUCAGAUGGUGCUAAUGACGUCAGGACUAGGGGACAGUCUGUUGGCUGAAACCGAGAUGUGACUCUUCACCUGGGCUUCCGUCGGUCCUUACGUUUGUCUAUGACCCCAAGACCUUCCCUCAGAUGUCAGAGGAAGAGCUUAGGGUUGAGAGGAGCUGGGGCUCUGGCAGUUCCUAGCAGUGUGGGAGGAGGCUCUGGAAGCUGUGACUUGGCAACAGCCUUGGGAGGGACACUUGAACCCAGGGCAUCGACUCUGAACUUGUUGGCAGCUCUGGCUGCAACCCGCUGGCUCGGAAAAGAUUUUAUAAACUCCACAACCUAG